AUGAAUAGAGGGUCAGUAGAUGAUGGGCCCAAACUACGUGAAGAAAAGCAUUUCCAGGAUUUUUAUCCAGACCUUAAUACCGAUACUUUACUGCCGUUCAUUGUUCCCUUAGGCGAAACAAAUAAUGACAACACCAUUGACAGUUUAAAUGAUAUCCCUAACUUCAAAGACAGAAAAAACGAGAAUGCUAAGAGCGUGCAGACAAAAGAGUUGAUCUUCAAGGGGAAAGUUACUAUUGAACCAUUACUAUUGAAAAAAAAUGAAGUGGAGUUUCAAAAAUGUAAACUUUCGGCAAAUAAUUUGGAUGUUAAAAAGGCUUCGUACAUUCCUAGGCCCAAUGACAAUUUUAUCUCCAAAUAUUACCACAUGAAUAGGCCAAGAGGUAGAAAAGCUCAUAGGUUACAGAAAUUAGAAUUUGAUGAGUUAGAAACGCCUUAUUUCACUAAGUUUUCUGGUGGAAAAGUCACAAGCAGUACCGAUUCGACGCCUUUGAAGAAUGCAAUCCAAAAAUUUGGUGAAAUUUCAUCCAAUUUGGCGAAUUUCAAGCCGCAGUAUGAUAUGGAUGAGCAAGAUGAAUUAUAUUUACAUUACUUAAACAAGAAAUAUUUUAAAGAUCAAAUGUCUCAUGAAGUAUUUGAAAUCUUAAUGACCAUACUAGAAAUUGAAUGGCUUCAUAUUGAAAAGCAUAUACCUACAACUAAUACCCUUAUUGCAAGACACAACGUUUUAAGAGAUUGCCAAAAUUUUGAACUUUAUGGUUCUGAUGAUGGGACAGGCUUAUCUAUGGAUCAAGCAUGCGCAGUUUGCUUAGGUACAGACAGCGAUAACUCUAAUACAAUCGUUUUUUGCGAUGGAUGUGAUAUUGCAGUGCAUCAAGAAUGUUAUGGUAUAAUCUUUAUUCCAGAAGGUAAGUGGUUGUGUAGACGAUGUUUGAUCUCGAAGAAUAAUUGCGUUACUUGCCUAAUGUGUCCAAGUCACACAGGUGCCUUCAAGCAAACGGACACCGGUUCCUGGGUACAUAAUAUUUGUGCAUUAUGGCUUCCAGAGCUAUAUUUUUCAAAUUUACAUUAUAUGGAACCCAUAGAAGGUCUUCAGAAUGUCAGUAUAUCCCGUUGGAAACUUAAUUGCUACAUCUGUAAGAAGAAAAUGGGUGCUUGCAUCCAAUGCUUUCAGAAGAAUUGUUUUACAGCAUACCAUGUUACAUGUGCCCGUCGAGCUGGUCUCUACAUGAGUAAAGGGAAAUGUACUAUUCAAGAAUUAGCAAUAAAUCAAUCUCCGCAAGAGUACUCAAUCGAGAGUUUUUGCCACAAGCAUGCACCUAGGGGAYGGAAAUCUGACAUGGAAGGUAUUACUAAAACAAGGAAAUAUUUCUUUCUACUUUCGAAAUUUCUAACUGAAACACCCCGGUACAAUAAAACACAAGAUGACUCAAAAUUUAAGAAAACAGUUUGGAAAACGUCUAGUCAGACGCCUGUGGCGCCGUACGUUUUUGCAGAAAUACUACAAAAGGCUCUUGAUUUUUUUGAUUUGGCCAACCCUCCAUCGGCUUCAUUGGAUAUUUGCAGAUAUUGGUCGAUGAAAAGAGAGUUUACCGGAGGUACUCCAUUGAUUACCUCUUCUGAAAACAAUCCGUUUGGCUCACUGACUGAGGAGCAACUACAAACAAGAAUGGAUUUUGCCGAUGAUCAACUCAAAGACUUACACAGACUGAAAGAACUGACCAGUUUGGUGAAGAAACGGGCACAAACCUCGACAACUAUGUGCAAAACUCAAAAGAAGAUUUGUGACAUAAUUGAAUCUCCGCAAAAAUAUCUUCUGAAAUAUAGUGUGUUAGAUAUUUUUGUCAAAUCAGAACAAUUUAAAGCUUUGGAAAGACUUGUCACUGAGCCUAAAUUAAUAGUUAUUUUGGAAAAGUGUAAGAACAACAGCUAUGAUACCGUCCAACACUUUAAGACAGAAAUUACGUAUUUUUUCUCUACUUUAGAAAACCUUCCUAACACACCAAGAAUACUUCAAACAGUUUUGUUCAGGGCGAAAGAGCAAGUGUCAAAUUUGACUGAGCCCAUAGAGCAUAUGAAUAUAAAAAAGUUACUAGCCAGAGAUUUUAUAAUAACUGACGGAAAUCAAGUAGAAGAAAGGCCUUGGAGUGGGCCAGUAAUCAUGGAGGAAGAAGAACUAAGUGAUGCGGAAGAACUUAGUGCAGGUGAGCGUCGCGUACUGAAACUCAUCCUCAAUAACAAGUGA
This is a messenger RNA of Saccharomyces eubayanus, 2244 nucleotides long. It is a transcript of the gene NTO1, whose product is annotated as Nto1p. Gene Ontology annotation, biological process: regulation of transcription by RNA polymerase II. The transcript has a single exon. Bases 1 to 2244 code for a protein of 747 amino acids. The record is from RefSeq and is a predicted model, not a curated record. NCBI's taxonomy places the organism in Eukaryota, Fungi, Ascomycota, Saccharomycetes, Saccharomycetales, Saccharomycetaceae.